GGCUUUUCAGGGCUGGACAGGAAACGGAGACGCCCAGAGCGCGCAUCAGUCCAGCAGCUGCUCCGCUUGGAAUCAGAAAUGGAAGCGGGAGCGUAAAUGGACCCGGGAGCGGACGGAGGCUCUGGACUGAUCGGGCACAGCGGCGAGCAGCGACGGUGAAUACAGGAGCGGGGCGAGGGCCCACUGCCUUAAUACUGUCCCCCUGUUAGGGUUGCUGCAUUUGCGCAACACGUCGCCUUUUCCCCCUCAAACCAUUGUUGCUGAUUUUGGCAGCGCGAGGAGGCGACCCUCAACAACCUGGAUCCAUAACGGUUGACUGAGGGCUCAUUUUCAUUCCGAAGUCUCUGUCAGCUUGGAACAGUAGCAGAACUCAACCAAAGAUGGAGCAGCUUUCAGAUGAGGAGCUGGACCAUGCAGCUGAGGAGGACAGUGAUAAGGAAGACCAGGACCUGGACAAAAUGUUUGGAGCAUGGCUCGGGGAACUGGACAAGCUAACCAAGAGUUUAGAUGAUGGAAAGCCAGAGAAGGUGCAAAAAGCUCCUCUCAGACAGGAGACCAACAUGGCAAACUUCUCCUACCGCUUCUCCAUAUACAACAUUAACGAGGCUCUGAACCAGGGUGAUUCCGUAGAUCUGGAUGCUCUGAUGGCUGACCUGUGCACCAUCGAGCAGGAGUUGAGCACUAUUGGAAAGCCCAGUGGCUCCUCUUCUCGCCUUGGCCUGCCUGGAGACACCAAAGUCCGUCAGAAGCCUCCUGCAGGUCGCAGCCACAGCACAAAGCAGGCAGGUGGUGGGGGCAGCAGCGGUGGGGGCAGCAGCAGCAGUAGCGGGGGCAGUGCCAGCAGCAGCACCCGCGUUUCCCCUGCCUCCACCGUCCGGGUGGGUGGCAGCAGCCACGGCCGGCCACCGCUGGCCUCCAACUUCUCCCUGGAUGAUAUCACAGCCCAGCUGGAGCGCGCCUCACAGAGCAUGGAUGAAGCAGCUUGCCAGAGCACGGCCUCCUUUGCCUCCACUGUCUCUGCCCCGUAUGCUUCCUCUACCACCCGCAGGCCCACCCAUCAUCAUCACCGCCGUACAGGCUCAGUGGGGACAGUCAGUGAACACGAGGCCAGAGCCAUCGUCCACUCCUCGCGUUCCAGCAUCAACUCGGCUUCUGCGUCCAGCAUGGACUCGCUGGACAUGGACAAGCCCAGGCUGGCAGAGCAGGACGGCCUCCAGGGGCAGAGCCAGCACAGCUCAGAGCACUCGUAUCUGGACAGGGAGACUUCUCUGAUUCUGAAAAACAUUGCAGGAAAGCCCUCUCACUUGCUGACCAAGGAGGAGCAGGCUGCCAAACUUAAAGCUGAGAAGAUCCGUGUGGCCCUGGAGAAGAUUAAGGAAGCACAGGUUAAAAAGCUGGUGAUCCGGGUGCAUCUUUCUGAUGAGAGCUCCAAAACCAUGAUGGUGGACGAGAGGCAGACAGUGCGUCAAGUCCUGGACAGUCUCCUGGACAAAUCCCACUGUGGCUACAGCCUGGACUGGUCUCUGGUGGAGAUGAUCAAUGAGCUACAAAUGGAGCGGAUUUUUGAAGACCACGAGAACCUGGUGGAGAACCUGCUGAACUGGACCAGGGACAGCACCAACAGACUAAUGUUCAUUGAGCGCAUCGAAAAAUAUGCUCUAUUCAAGAAUCCACAGAACUAUUUGUUGGGGCGGAAGGAGACAUGCGAGAUGACUGAUAGGAAUAAAGAAGCUCUGCUUGAGGAGUGUUUUUGUGGAAGCUCCAUCAGUGUACCUGAGAUGGAGGGAGUGCUCUGGCUCAAAGAGGACGGUAAGAAGUCCUGGAAGAAGCGCUACUUCCUUUUACGGGCCUCCGGAAUAUAUUAUGUGCCAAAAGGCAAACCAAAGGCUUCUAGAGACCUAGUGUGCUUCCUACAAUUGGAUCAUGUAAACGUGUAUCUGGGACAGGACUACCGCAGCAAAUACAAGGCUCCAACUGACUACUGCAUGGUCCUUAAGCACCCUCAGAUUCAGAAGAAAUCUCAGUACAUCAAAUACCUGUGCUGUGAUGAUGUCAGAACUCUACAUCAGUGGGUCAAUGGAAUACGGAUUGCUAAGUAUGGGAAGCAGCUGUAUUUGAACUACCAGGAAGCCAUGAAGCGUACUGAAGCUGCCCAUGACUGGUCAUCUCUGUCCAGCUCCAGCAUCAAGUCUGGCUCUAGCUCCUCGAGUCUACCAGAAUCCCAGUCCAACCACUCCAGCCAAUCAGACAGCGGUGUGUCAGAGACUACUUCCUCUGGACAUGUGCGCUCUCAGAGUGUGGUCAGCUCCAUCUUCUCAGAGGCCUGGAAGAGAGGCAACCAAGCUGAGGACUCCAAGAUGAGAAUGGAUCCACCCCCACCUACACAGCCUACUAGAGCUUCUUAUCCUCUCCAGCUUGCCCAUUUGCCCCAAAUGCCUCAGAUGUCCCAAGCUGCUCUGUCCCAUGGUAGCUACCCCAAUGUGUCAGCCCAGUCUUCUCCUUCUCCACCAUCACCUCCGCCUCCACCUCCACCUCCUCCUCCAUUACCCAACCCCACCUACCACUCUACGCCAACCAUGUUCACCAAGUAUAGCACCAUUGCCAGGUUGCAGAACAUCUCCCAGGCUCCUAAUCACUACAGACAGACACCUCUAGUGGCAGCCGUGCAACAGCAGCUGCAGCCCCCAGUCCCUCCUCCGCAGUGUGCAAAACCAGUAACAAUGAACAAUGUAGCAGCAGCGGCUAACAGUCCACCUCCACCACCACCCCCACCCCCUCUGACCAUGCCAAUGCCUGGCUCUGCCAUGGCAGUACUGAAGUUAGGUCCCCCAAGCCCACAGCCACAGUUUACCCAUCCACCGCCUCCAGAGGAGGAGCACCUGCCUCCCUCUGAUCACAUGCAGAGCAAUGGAAUUUUGCCUCCUCCACCACCACCGGAGCAGUUUAAAUACCCCCCACCCCUCAGCACCAAUGGCCUCCAGCAGUUCCUUGCUCAGAAAUUUCCCAACAUGAGCUAUGACUUUUCUCCCCUCAGCCAGGAUGAGGAGCCACCUCCGCCUCCACCUCCAGUGUGUUUCUCUCCUCCUCCACUUCCUCAACAUGGGUCAGGGCCUCCCCCUGCACCACCUAAAACCUUCACUGGAGGAUUUCCACCCCAGACUGCCCCCAAACCAUCUGGACCUGGACACUGCAUCUCUCCCAUCUCUCCUAUACCUCCUCCUGUGUCCCCAACCCCAACAACCACCUCUAUGAAGAAGCAGCAGAGCUUCUCUGGAGGCCAUAGCCCCAACCAGCCUCCACCCACCUUGCCAAAACAACACAGCUUCCCCUCAAAAGCACCACCUUUGUCUACUGCCAUCUCCCCAACACCAUCGCUUGUGAAACAGAUUGCGAACCAGUUCCCUGGAACUCUGGAUGCUUCUAAAAGCAUUGUGUCCCCUCCAGUCGUAAAAGCCAAGCCUAAAUGGCAACCAGGUGGGCAGAUUCAGCCACAAUCUCCUGAAUUCCCCCCUCCUCCUCCUGAGAACAGCUUGGACUUUCCUCCUCCACCACCAUCACCUCCUGCACCAAGCCCUCCUCCUUCCAAGAUGGGGUCACCAAUCAAGAAAUCACCUUCCACCUCUUCCAACUCCUCAACAGGUUCAGCAGGCAAGAGGCCUCCUCCGACUCCGCAGCGAAACUCCAGCAUGAAGUCUACCACGUCCAUCGAGUAUCAGGAGUCAAAGAAGGUGGAAGAUCUGGUGAGCAUGUUUGCUCAACCCAGUCAGCCUUCUUCCAGCUCCUUCUCUACCCCCUCUUCUACAACAGGCUCGCCAUCCAAGGAUUCUACUGCAAGCUUUCGAACACCAACAAAACCAGGCAAGAUCAACCUUGCUAACUUGCCACUGGCUCUGCAGGGGAAAUCUGGACAGCUCAACACAGAUUUCCCCUCACCACCACCCGAGUGUGAUUUCCCCCCUCCUCCUCCAGACUCUGAGCUCUUGCCUCCUCCACCCAUGGAGCUUCAUGCUGGAGCUCCAAAAGUGGCCGUGGUCAACCCCCAGCCACAACUGUCCUCUAACACAUCGUCAUGGAAACAGAGCUCCAUGAGGAAGACGCCUCCUCCCACUAUACAGCGGCGAAGCAGUGGACCCCCCGAACCUCUGGCCCUUUCUCCACCCCCCCAACAGAUCCCCCUCACUCCCUUCAACUCUCAAAUGCCUCCCACCUCACCUAAGGGCAAUCUCUCCAUGCAGCCCAACUUCCUCGAGGACCUCAACAGGACUUUAAAGAGGAAAUCCAUGUCCAGGCACGGCUCCCUCACCUCCUCUCGCAUCUCCACCAAGCUGGAGCCUGUGGCCACUAUGGACGACAUGGCCCUCCCGCCUCCUCCCCCAGAGCUGCUGCUGGGCCAGCAGAAAAAGGGCGGCUACACAGGUGCCAACAUCUCAGGCUAUGCAACGUUACGGCGCGGGCCUCCCCCGGCGCCUCCAAAACGGGACCAAAACACCAAACUGACCAGAGAGUGGUAAAUCAUGGCAUGCGCCUAAUGCUGUGUGCUCUUCUCCAUUCAAACUCCGCCAGCUGUUGCAGGCCACAACGUGAGAACAACUGAGAAGAAUACUGUUCCUCAUUUUAGCCCCAGUUAUUACCACAGUAUGAAAAAAGCAAGCCAAAUCACCUACAGUAUAAGCUUUCUCUGCGUGUUUGUGCCGCUUUGCAAUUACGUGUAAGCAGUUAUACAAAAACAACAAAAGCAACAAAAAGAGACUCUGCCGUUACUAUACUUAGGUACUGCAUGGACUCCAUCAUGACGAAAGGGGAUUAUGUAUGUAUAAUAAAAGAUGUAUCUGGAAAUGUGGGGUGGGGAGGGUGCUUUUACCAUUUUUUAUAUGAAAUUAUUUAAUACCUGAAAUAUAUUCUUAUUUCAAAGUUUAGUUUUUAAACCCUUGACUGUAUGCGUUAAACGUGAAUAGAAAAGGUUGAAGAAGAGAUGUGUAUAUGUGUGCAUUUUGUCUGAGUGGUUAGGUUGAUCCACUCUCAGAAGAAAAGCAAUGGCUUGGUAACAUUGCUUCACUUACUCACUAUUAAAAAAGUCCAGAAUUUCAAGGCUGAUUUGUUGCAUAUGUUCUGAAUGAAGUAAUUGGAAAUGUUCCCGUAAUGCGGCUAAACCUAUCAUAAUAACCGAAAAUUCAUUAUUGAGAAAAGAAACUCAGUUAAUCUGAUUAAACCCUUCCUUUACAUGAUGAAAAAGAACCCAGUUACAGUGUGUGGGGCUCUUUAGCCCUGCUGUGUCUGAGAUUGGAUGUUUUCUGUCUGUUUAUGUUGGUUACAUUGCUAUCUAUCUGUACAUACUGCAGCUGUUCCUGACUUUAACAGCUUCUGUUAGCUCUGUGGCUCACAGAACAAUGUUUUCUUUUCACUUGUGGACUGUUUUUGCAUUGCCUUUAUAUAUAUAUAUAUAUAUAUAUGCCCUCAGAGCACUUCUCAUAUCUGGGUUACAUAUCUUUGUUUCAAAGUCAGAAGCCUUUUCGCAUCGUCUUGUACUGAUUACUCUUGUAAGAGUAGGAGUGAUCAUUCAGAGUAUUAGCUGAUCUGACAUCAGGAGGCUGUAGCUUCUCUGAGACACUUGAUAUGUGGGCAGUUGUCUAGUCACUUUUGUUGAUGUGUACAGUACGAGAGCUUUUGGAACAGAGAACGGUGUUUUUUACCUGUUAAGUUCAAAUCUGACCACAUGACCCUGUAAGAGCACUGUGUUUUUUAACUUAUGGUAGCUACAGAUUUUCAAUUUGCUUAUAAACGUUAUCGGCCUAGUUAAUUCACAUCUGUUCUAGGGAACAAAGUAGAGCAUCGUAGCCGUGAGUGCACAGUGCUAAUGCUGGUUGUUAAAGUCAGGAGUAUUUUAGAUAAAAUACACGGGAAAGUUAUUGUCUGUUGCAUUUAAACUGAACAAUAUAAAUGUGUAACUCCUGCA
Molecule: messenger RNA, 5953 nt
Organism: Pygocentrus nattereri (red-bellied piranha)
Lineage: Eukaryota; Metazoa; Chordata; Actinopteri; Characiformes; Serrasalmidae
Gene: raph1a
Product: Ras association (RalGDS/AF-6) and pleckstrin homology domains 1a
Exons: 16
Coding region: 381-4511 (1376 amino acids)
Biological process (GO): signal transduction
Cellular component (GO): cytosol; plasma membrane
Source: RefSeq, a predicted model, not a curated record